UGGUCUCAAUGAAUGGCUGGAGGCUGGUGGAUACACAUGAAAGUGGAACAAACUGCAGGCUCCGGGCACUGACUCCUUGUCUCUUACAGGAAUUGUUGGGUCUCGUACGUUCCUAUCUGGGGGGUCCUUGUCUGCAGCAAUGAGGCUUCUCUGCCUGCUCCCUCUCCUGCUCCUGCCCAUGUCUGUGCCACCUGGUGGCAGAAGCAGGUAUAGCAACAGACAGUAGGGGGGCACCUAGGAGGUGAUAUAUGAACAGUAAUGAACACGUGGGGGAAGCAAUACAAGCGAGGCCUCAGUGGGCAACAGAGCAAAAGGAGCCUAGAAGCAAGGGAGCACCUCAAACCCCUCCGACGUUCAAAGAGAAGAUGGAUCCUCAGUACCAUUGUGUUGGAGGAGAAUGAACCUGGGCCGUACCCGAAAUUUGCCGGAGAUCUCUUUAACGAUCGGGCAGAAAACCUCUCCAUAAAGUACCUGAUCAGCGGCCCCGGGGUGGACGAGUUCCCGGAGAAAGGCCUGUUCUCUGUCAACGACGUCAACGGCAAAGUGUUUGUUCACCGGCCGAUUGAUCGAGAAAAAACUCCUCUGUUUGUGGUGCGCUUUGAUGCUGCCGAGAGGGAAACCGGACAGAUAGUGGAUAAAUCUCUAAUUUUUAAUGUGGAAAUUAAGGAUAAAAAUGACAAUGCACCAGAAUUUACCAAAAAGGACUAUAACAUCUCUGUACGGGAAUCCUUUAACCUCGAGAACCCCCUUGUGCAGGUUUUGGCCAUUGACAAUGACAAGGAGGACACCCCAAAUUCUGAUGUGACCUAUUCUGUGGUCUCCCAGUCCCCUUCGAUUAAUGAUCUCUCGUUCCAUAUUGACCCUAAGAACGGGCUGCUCCGAGGGAAGGGGUGCCUAAGUUAUGAGAAAGCCGAUCAGAUUAGGGUCACGGUGCGUGCGAGUGAUAAUGGAAUCGUGAAGUUAUCGGCCACCACUACGGUCAGCAUUAAUAUAGUGGAUGGGAACAACCACCUCCCUGUGUUCCCCGCGUCCGAUUACCAAAUCUCCAUCAAAGAGGACACAGUAAUGAGGGACGUCCUGCGGGUAAAAGUGAUUGACAAUGACACCCCACAAACGCCGGCUUGGAGAGCGAAGUACAAGAUCAUCUCCGGAAAUGAAAAGGGAAAUUAUAAUCUGACCACCGACCCAGUGACGAAUGAGGGGAUACUCAGUGUCCAGAAGCCUCUGGAUUUCGAGGGGACCCCGUUCAAAAAAGUGGUGAUCACCGCCGAGAACGAGGAGCCGCUGUUUUCCUGCCAAAACUCCAAAGUGAAGAUCAACUCGUCGCCGGUGUUGGGCAACGUCACCAUCAACAUCCAAGUGUUGGACAACAACGACGCCCCCGUCUUCAAGCCCCAGAAUGUGGCCCUUAGGGAGAAGGAAGGGGUGAAGCCUGGGACUGUCCUACUGAAGCUCAAUGCCACCGACCCGGACAGGGUGCCCAACAACAUCAGGUUCUACGUAGCGAACGACCCAGCGGGUUGGGUGACAGUUGAUGAAAAAACUGGAGUCAUAACAACUAAGAAAGAACUUGACCGAGAAUCCCCUUAUGUUAAUAAAACCCUGUAUGCUUUUGUGAUUCACGGGGUAGAUGAUGGAGACCCCCCCCAGACAGGCAGCACGACUGUCUCGCUCUUAUUAGCAGACGUCAAUGACAACACCCCGUUCCUGCUCUCCCCGUACAUGGAAGCAUGUGAGCAGCUCCAGGCCUCCUCCGCUCCAGGCCCCCGGUCCUUCUCUGUUCACGCCCACGACAAGGACUUGGACCCGUACUCUGGGCCUUUUCAGUUUGAACUGGCGGAUAAUUCCCCAGAUACAACGGAUAACUGGAAAAUCGGGAGAACCAAUCCGGAUGAUUCUGUUGAGCUGGUAAUGCUUAGAAACCUCCCAAAGGGCAACUACUCCGUGCCCCUCAAUGUAUACGACCGGCAGGGCACUUUGGAGGCGCAGACCCUCCAUAUCCGCAUUUGCUCCUGCCCCGACGGGCAAACGUGCGAGAAGCCGCAGCCGCCACAGUAUCUCCUGGGCCCGGGGGCCAUUGGCAUUAUAUUUCUGGCUCUGCUGCUCUUCCUGGUUGGAUUCUGCUUCUUGUUCUCCGCUUUCUGCAUCAACGGAAGAAACAAAGGCCUGGGGCUGAACGAAGAGGGCAAUCAGACGCUCAUCCAGUACAACGAGGAAGGCGGCGGCUCCAUAACCAAGGCUGCCCCGGUCCUGCUCACUAGUAACGGGAACCUGGAUUUGGGCUCCAAGGACACAGCUAUACGUACCCUGUCAGGGGCAACACCGAGGGCACAGUAUGAAUUCUGGCAAGUGGAUGGAGUUGCUGGUUCUGCUGCGAAGCAACAUGUGCAAAACCCAAGUUGGAAUCGGGAAGGCCUCUCCAGCAUUCAUAGCGCUCAAAGCAACAUGUGGAAAAGGAGCCUGGGCAGCCAAUCACAGGCAGGGAAUAGCAGUAUCAAGAUGAAUGGCAAAUACCUCCAGUCUGGGUACCUGAAGAGCAAGCCACUGGGCUCCUUCAUAGACAGCGUUGGAGAAAUGGUGACUCAAAAUGGCAAAUACCUCCAGUCUGGGUACCUGAAGAGCAAGCCACUGGGCUCCUUCAUAGACAGCGUUGGAGAAAUGGUGACUCAACGGCUGCAGGGAUUGGAUAACUACCCUGAGAUCCCAACAUACAAGCCCCGCGUUUAUGCCUACGAGGGGGAGCUGGAAAGGAUCGACUCGCUGGGAUCCUUCUCCAUCGCAGAGAGUGAGCUCGACUGGGGGUUUCUGGAUGAUUUGGACCCAAAGUUUGCGAAACUGGAAGAGAUUUGCCGACAGCCCCUCUAAUGCUGAUUGGGGCAAUUACAAUGGACUUUAUCUGAAAAAGGGAGAUAAUGAGUUGGGCCCAAUUUUCUGGACAUCUUUGGGGGCUUCCUGGCAUUUUAAGGUGGUCAGCCUGAUAGUGCCCGCCCCUCUCCUGUGAUUGGGCUGAGGCCGACCCUAAUGUAGAGAGAUUUGCACUCUCCUGCACUAAAAAACUGACCUUUACGUUACCAGAGGGGCAUUAUUGUGCCACCCGAGGCAAGCGAGGGUCCCAUCAUGGCAGAAGUUACCCCUUGGACUCCAGUAUGUAUAUGUGUAUAUAGGGGGUACAGGGUAAUGUGGGGUACAGUAAGCCCAAGGGUCUGGGUCCCUGUCUAUAUCAGUUAUAGUAAGAAGCUUUCCCUCAUUAUUAUCAUCCAAUCAUGUGAUAUAAAAUCUGCCCUAUUGGGGUUGGGAUCAGGGGCCUGAAGGGGUGGGAGUGUAGUGAUGAACUUUUACCACUAGAGGGUGCUGUGCUGUUGCCGAGGCAAGGAAUAGAGCAGGGGGAAUGAAUGGAAACAAGAGCUGUGGGGAUGCAUUUAGUCAGUCAGUCCCACUCUGGGACUGGGAAUGGGGGGGGGUUGGUUUUACCCCCAGUGGCACCUUCAUUCCCCUCCCUAGUUACCUGCCCCCUUUCUGUAGUCCUAGAACCCUCAACCCUGGGAUUGUGGCUGCUUCUUCCUAUUGGAGGGACCCCUAUAGUUCCGGGGGGAGCUAUAGUUCUGGUGGGGGGGCUAUAGUUCUGGUGGGGGGCUAUUGUUCCGGGGGGCCCCAUUAGUUCCAGGGAGGAGGGGCUCCUAUAGUUCUGGUGGGGGGGCUACUGUUUCGGGGGCCCCAUUAGUUUCAGGAGGAGGGGGCCCCUAUAGAUCUGGGUGGGGGGGCUAUUGUUCCCAUAAAGCAAGCUGUGUAUGAUACCAUACUGUAUAUAUCGUAUUGUUUGUCGCUGCGCCUGUUACUUUGCUUUUGUACAUAAAUCCUUUUCGUACAAAUGG
Molecule: messenger RNA, 3872 nt
Organism: Xenopus tropicalis (tropical clawed frog)
Lineage: Eukaryota; Metazoa; Chordata; Amphibia; Anura; Pipidae
Gene: cdh26
Product: cadherin 26
Exons: 22
Coding region: 259-2865 (868 amino acids)
Biological process (GO): cell-cell adhesion; cell adhesion; homophilic cell-cell adhesion
Cellular component (GO): cytoplasm; membrane; plasma membrane
Molecular function (GO): calcium ion binding
Source: RefSeq, a predicted model, not a curated record